Molecule: messenger RNA, 2351 nt
Organism: Aspergillus alliaceus
Lineage: Eukaryota; Fungi; Ascomycota; Eurotiomycetes; Eurotiales; Aspergillaceae
Product: MDR family MFS transporter
Exons: 2
Coding region: 90-1784 (564 amino acids)
Biological process (GO): transmembrane transport
Molecular function (GO): transmembrane transporter activity
Source: RefSeq, a predicted model, not a curated record
CCAUGACUUGAUGAGUUUAUUUUAUACCUUAUCUACCACAUUGUUUUUGCAUACUUUCAGCCCAGAGAAUACAUCAAGCUCGAUCACAGAUGACAGGCAUGAAGGAAACGCCAAGUGAGCAAGAUAUUACGGCGACAGUGCCUGCUAUAGCAGAUACCGUAGUAUCCUCGUCAAUUGUGCGGACCAUUGAACCACUUGAACUAGCAGAAACCAACAGGGCCCGGUCAAGCCUGCGCAUCACCGCCAUCUUGAGCGCACUCAAUCUAGUCCUCUUCGUAGCGGCACUCGAUCAAACCAUCGUCGCAACAUCUAUUCCCACAAUAUCCGCCUCUCUGCACUCUGCCGCCGGAUAUACUUGGAUUGGUGGUGCCUAUUUGCUUGCCAAUGCCGCUGCAGCUCCAUUAUGGGCCAAAUUCAGCGACAUCUGGGGGCGAAAGCCGGCUCUCUUAGGAGCAGUCGUUAUCUUUGCCAUCGCUAGCUUAAUCGCGGCGCUGAGUAGGAACAUGUCAACUCUAAUUGCUGCGCGAGCCCUCCAGGGCACAGCAGGUGGCGGCCUUAUGCAAUUAGUUGCGAUCACGAUCUCCGACCUAUUCAGUAUGCGAAGCAGAGCAUUAUACUUGGGGCUCAUGGGGUGCACUUGGGCGCUAGCUGGUUCCGCAGGCCCCUUGGUUGGCGGUGCCUUAACGGAGCACGUAUCCUGGCGGUGGUGCUUCUGGAUAAAUCUCCCAGUCUGCGGCCUCUCAUUCAUACUCCUGCUAGUUCUCUUGGAUGUACACAACCCACGCACGAAACUACGCGACGGCAUGAAGGCUGUUGACUGGUUCGGAACGAUGUCCAUCCUAGCGGUGGCCUUGCUAUUGCUCCUCGGGCUGGACUUCGGCGGCGCGAUAUUUCCCUGGAACAGUCCGAAGGUCAUCUGUUUGAUCGUGUUCGGAACAAUGAUGAUAGGUUUCUUCGUUUUCAGCCAAAAGCGCCUGGCCAAAUACCCCUUGAUGCCCCUUGGCAUCUUUAAUACCUGGUCCAAUAACGCAACCUUUCUAGUCGCCUUUACUCACAGUAUGGUCGCCAUGGGGAUUGAGUAUUACCUCCCGCUAUUCUUCCAAAGCGUCAAACAAGCAUCGCCUCUCCGUAGCGGUCUCCUGAUCCUGCCCAUGAUGGUGGUUGAAGCAGCCACGGAUGUCAUAUCCGGCAUCUUGAUCCAUCAAACUGGACGCUACAGGGAGCUCACCUGUGCCGGACUCGCAUUCAUGACCUUAGGAACGGGACUAUACAUCUACCUCGGAGUCGACACUACUGUGGGGACAAUCAUCGGGUUCGAAAUCAUCGGCGGUAUCGGAACCGCGCUUCUAUUCCAAACACCCAUGAUCGCGAUCCAGAAUACGGUCAGUCAGGCCGAUACUGCAUCAGCCACUGCGACCUUGAGCUUUAUUCGUAAUCUGGGAACAUCACUCUCGCUCGUGCUCGGUGGUCUGGUGUUUCAGAAUGGGAUGACUGCUCGCCAGCCAGCGCUUGUGGCUGCUGGUCUUGGUGAAUCCGUUCUCCGUUCCUUGUCUGGUGAUCAAGCAGCCGCGAAUGUGGAUAUCGUCAAGUCUAUUCAGGAUAUUGCGCAGCGUCGGGCGGUGCAAACCGCUUUUGCUUGGAGCCUGCGGAACAUGUUUAUACUGUAUACCGCCAUCGCGGCUGUCGGGCUGGUGGCGAGCGCUUUCAUCAAGCAGCGGCACAUGAGCACCGAGCAUACAGAGACUAAGACGGGCGUCCAGGAUUUGACAGAGCGGGAUGCAUGAAAGUGAGGAAAAACACCACUCAUACUUUCAUAUGCCUCAUCGUCAAACCGUUGCUUGGCCGUCAGCCUCCUCCGUAUUGAGCGCUUGCGCAUGGACUUCCGGGGGUUGAUCUGCCACAGCCAGCCAUCAGACCGUUGCUAGCAACUCUAGAUUCUCCUACUUGUUAGAAGAGGGUAUGGUUUUGGGGGGCCGGGGGGGUGGUCAUUAAUUCGACCAAUUUUCAAUUUGCCACAUUUGAGUCCAUGGCGAACCAAGAGGAUAUCGAGUCUUUUGACACAAUGGAGGCUUGCCAUGUCGGUCCGCAGCCCAUAAUUGAAGUUGAUAUUGUUGCGAUAGACUCGACUGUGUGAUUGAUAGUGUUCCAUUAUAUUUAGGAGGGUUCGCAGGUGAUAUUGGAGUCUGCUGGAUGUGAAUGGGGGCUUUGUGUGCAUAUCUCUUAUUUGCUGAAUAAAGUAUAUAGAAAUUAGAUCCAGUAACCUAUUGUAUUUUAUAUAAUAUAUAACCAAGGGAAUACACUGGGUCGCAAACUCACUAAUGAGCCAGGUCUGGCUAAAAGUGCUUUGGAAA